UUCUAAUUUUUAUUUUGAUUUACUUUUGUGUGAUUAAAUCGUAGUGUAAUUUGUUGCAUAAUUAAUUACGUAAUAUUAAUUAUGUGUUUACCCUUAAGACCGUAGGAAACAUUCAAUCAUGUCACAACACACCGAUAUAUUGUAUAUGUCGGAAUAUAUCAAAAAUACAUUAUAUUUCGCAAUUACAAGGCCUGGUAAAGUUUUUAAGAACACGUCGGAAACAUAUUUCUUAUGUAUAGAUAAUGAGCUAGUUUACGAAAACUAUUUCUCAGACUUUGGACCAUUGAAUCUAGGUUGCAUUUACAAAUAUUGCAAAUUAUUGAAUGAGAAACUUGAAAAAUGUAGGGAUAGUCAAUUCGUUGUUCAUUAUACAUCUUGUGAUCCUAAGAAGAGUACUAAUGCUGCAUUUUUAAUGGGUUGUUUCGGAGUUGUGUAUUUGAAUUUACGACCUAAAGAGGCGUUGAAACCCUUAUUACUCCAAGGCUAUAAUUAUCGACCAUUUCAAGAUGCAACUCCUGGCGAUUCAGCUUAUACCAUAUCUAUUUUGGAUUGUCUCAAAGCGAUGGAUAAAGCACGAGAGUUAGGAUUUUACGAUUUCCGAGAUUUCAAUUACGAGGACUAUGUUGCAUUGGAUAAAAUAGAAGGAGGGGACCUCAACUGGAUUGUACCUGGCAAAUUUCUCGCUUUCAUAGGCCCUGUUGACACUAAGGCUCCUAUAUACCACCGUCCCGAAGAAUACAUAAGUUAUUUUAAAGAAAAUAACGUUAAUGUGGUUAUUAGACUGAAUAAAAAAAUGUAUGAUGGAAAUAUAUUCAUUAGUGCUGGAAUACUUCAUUAUGAUUUAUUUUUUCUCGAUGGUUCUUGCCCACCAAAGAAUAUAUGUUUAAAAUUUCUCCGAAUUAGCGAGAGUAGUGUUGGUGCUAUUGCUGUUCAUUGCAAGGCAGGUUUAGGGCGCACUGGCUCUUUGAUCGGUUGUUACUUGAUCAAGCAUUAUCGUAUGACCUCUCAUGAGGCUAUUGGUUGGAUGAGAAUAUGUAGACCAGGAUCAGUAAUUGGACAACAGCAGGAGUGGUUGGAAAAACUUGAGCCGUGGCUGAUAAAACAAGGGAACUUGUAUAGGAAAAGGGUUCACGGAGAUUUUGACAAGCUUCCAGAGCACAAAUGUGGCUUGUAUUCUAUUACUGAAAAGGCUGCCAAGUGCCGGCCAGUUUUGUUUCAUAAGUCACCGUCCCCCCCGCCCCCAGUGCAAAGGCAAAACCGACUUGAUGGAGCCUCACAUUCUAGACCCCAAGCUUCAAAGAUAAUAAGAAGAGGAAAUAAUGCAGUUACUGUUGCGCCUGUCGAAAAGGACCAAUAUAUUUGGCGAGUAAGAUCACCCUAUAAGAAUUAUGGUCAAAGGAACACAAAUACAGAAGAUCAGAGUGAAACUAAGUCUCGUCGUACUUCUGGUUCCGGAGAAUCUAGACCCCGUUUGAUGUCACAAGAUUGUACAAUGUCUCCAUUCAUCAAAAGGGCAGUUCCUACCAGUGAAGAUUAUAAUAAAAUGACAAGUGGAUUUACAACUAUACCCACAUUUUGUACCACUCAGGGUCCUAUUGUUAAAACGAUUACCGAAGCUAAGGAGUUUCUUAUGAGGUCUAGUGCAUGUCGAGAAAAUUGUGGAUUCAUUCCUAGUCAUGAGCCAUCAAAGGAUCCUUAUAAAAAAAGAAAUGAUCAAUACCUUGCUUAUAGGAAUCCUGGUCGGAAUAUACCAACAUCAUAUACUAGCACAGUUGGAGGGGAUUUGCAAUCGCGCUACCGUCGUCGUCUCGGCCGGAGUCCUAGUCCAAUUCCACCUCGGUUAGCACUAGAACAGUCUCGUGCCACUAAUACAUUGUCAGUGAAAGAAGUAGCAGUUAAAAAGGUGUCUUCAAAGAUAGCAAUUCGUGACGCGUUGUCAAGACUGAAAUUGACAGCUCCGCGCUAUGGUUCGACGGGCGCCGGGUCUGUGGGCGCGGCGUCGCUUGGCGCGCGGCGUGUCGCACCUUCCGGCAAGCGCGCGCCCAGCACGCGGUCCGAUGAACGUAAUACGGCAACACAAGGCGACGUCCUCAACAGUAUUAAGUAUCAAAGAAACCAGUUUCAGUAUCCGUCACGAGAAAAUCAAGACAGAUUAAAAGAGAAGAACGCAAGUAUUGGACCGAUGAGAAUCUUCAAUAGACCAAGCUCUACGAAAGGCAGACACAAUGUGCAUACACCGUUCUAUUAAAUGUUGUGACUAAUGUAGUGAAAAUUACAAGUGAAGUUAAAUACGAAAUGAAUAGACUUGAAUUUUUUUGUUAUUAUACUUUAUUUACAAUAUAUAACUUGUAACAGAUAUUUUUACGUAC
Papilio machaon (common yellow swallowtail) is the source of this 2369-nucleotide messenger RNA. Its product is annotated as tyrosine-protein phosphatase CDC14 homolog. The transcript is spliced from 15 exons. Lineage: Eukaryota; Metazoa; Arthropoda; Insecta; Lepidoptera; Papilionidae. The record is from RefSeq and is a predicted model, not a curated record. Gene Ontology annotation, biological process: protein dephosphorylation; microtubule cytoskeleton organization; regulation of exit from mitosis. Bases 119 to 2248 code for a protein of 709 amino acids. Gene Ontology annotation, molecular function: protein tyrosine/serine/threonine phosphatase activity.